Molecule: messenger RNA, 1644 nt
Organism: Nannizzia gypsea CBS 118893
Lineage: Eukaryota; Fungi; Ascomycota; Eurotiomycetes; Onygenales; Arthrodermataceae
Exons: 1
Coding region: 1-1644 (547 amino acids)
Source: RefSeq, a predicted model, not a curated record
AUGGCGGCCAGGAAAGUGUUUGCUAUACCGGAGCUCGUCCAUCUCAUCGUUGAGCAAGCCGAGUGGUAUGAGCGCCGCCAGCUACUCACAAUCUCACGCCUAUUCCAAGCCGCUGUCGAGCCGUCUGUAUGGCGUGGCUACACCUUCAGAACAGAUAGCAGCGCCGAAGAGUUCCUAGAGAAAUAUCACGGCCACCGCAGCCGCUACCUUCGCUCUAUAGAUAUUCAUAUUGACUUUCCAACCCAGGUGGCCACUGAUGGGAACGAAAUCCCAUGCCGCGAGACGGCUAAAGAUCUCCAGUCAUAUAACGAGCUCUUUACCCGUCAAAUAUUAGCUCUGUUUACUAUGCUCAAGACCUUAGAGGAUCGAGAGCUCCCCCAAAAUCGACCAAGGGACAUUAACUUAUGCCUCCGGAUUUAUCGACUCUAUCGAGGUAGUAACAAAGAGUGCCAUCACCGCGAACGUCUCAGCUGGCGCCUUUGUCUGCUCACACAUAAGGAUCUGCCUACCCUCUCGUCAGUUAUAAGCCUCCGUCUCAGUCAGGAUGAGUAUAAGGAUGAUAAUGGCGCUCCUAAGGUCAAUUUGCCCUCCACACCACAGCCCUUGGAUUUUGGUGCUAUAUCUAGUCUCGUUUCCAAGCUCCCAAAUUUAGAUAAUUUGGAAGGUGAAUGGCAUGAGGACGACUGGCAGGUGGCUUAUGAGUACGCUGUUCUCAUCCACUUUACACGGCCAUGGGAAGGUCCCUGGCGUGAUUCUAGGCAUACCUUUGGUAAUAUUAUACGGAAUGCAGCCACUCUACUAACAAAAAUUAGGCGUAUAAAGCUAGAAUUUUGUCGGACUUAUGCCUUCAAGUAUCAUGAUCAAAGCUUACCCCUGCCUAAUCUGAUUAGCCCACUAUCCUACGAUCCAUUUAGCUCUGGCCUUCGUAUAAUCUCACAACGUGUGGUUAACUUGGCUAUCCGUGCAUGUGUUGACCGUAAUCUUUUCUGGCCUUUAGAUAGCGAAGGCAAGGUUGAGUCCCCAUCUUGGCCGUACUUGAAAAACCUCCAUGUCGAAUUUGAACCUAUGUCGCCAUCUGGGAUAUGGUACUUUCAAGGGCCUAGGGGAGAGGGUCGAGAGGCCAAUACCCCGUUUGAGAUUACCCAAGCUCACUAUCCCCCAGUUGGGGAAAACCCACAAGAUAAGCACUGGGAUGAGAUUUGGAUACGAGAAUGGGGUCAAUGGGAGAAUAUGCAGCCUAAUAUAUUUCGAAUCACCCCCAUUGAUGAGACUAUAGAGCUAUUCCUAGAAGCAUUUAUUAAGGCAUUAGAGAAAAUGCCAUUACUAGAGGAAGUCGAACUAUUCACGCGUAUGAAAUUUGCGCCUGAUGAAGACUUAUAUGACACCUAUGAUGCCGACGAAGAAAAGGAAUACCUAUGGGGAUUACGGUAUCUUCUUCCAAAAGACGGUGGCAACCCCCUGCUUGAGUGGCAUAUUGGUGACUGGCGCCCAAGCGAAAGGCUGCUGCAGAGAUUUCACGAUAUUGCAGCGCAUAGAAGCGGAAACCCGUUGGAGGAGAGAUGGGUGGAUUGGAAGCAGUGCAACAUCCACAGUUUUUACCGCCAUAGUUUUGAAUCUUUUUCUUCUGUAACUUAUAUGGAGUAG